AUGCUGAAAGAGACUUCUUCUGUUGAUGAUAAGCCAGAUGCAUUAAAUAACAAAGUCAUUAAAGCUCUUCAAGAGAUUUUCACAAUCUUGAAAGAAAUUCAGAAAAUUCAAGAGAUAAACUUCAUUACAGUCUCCAACAUAAAGAAUGCUCUUAAUAUAAAGCAACAAAGUAUAGCACUAAAGAGUGCAUCUUCUUCUCAUAAUGUAACUCUGACACAAACUGUUAUUUCUGCAAAGCCAAGCACACCAGCAGUCAAAAAUCCCAAUGCCAACAAGAAGAAUGCUGAAAAGAAUGAUGCUGACAACAAGAAUGCUGAUAACAAGAAUAUCAACAAGAAUGAUGCCAACAAGAAUGCUAAUAACAAGAAUACAAACAAGAAGAAUGCUGAAAAUGAGAAUGUCAAAAAAGCUGAUGCAAAUGUUACUUCUGAUGUUAGCAGCAAAGAUUUCCAAAACUGGUUUUUUGGUUGGGGUGAUCUAUAA
Molecule: messenger RNA, 483 nt
Organism: Coccidioides immitis RS
Lineage: Eukaryota; Fungi; Ascomycota; Eurotiomycetes; Onygenales; Onygenaceae
Exons: 2
Coding region: 1-483 (160 amino acids)
Source: RefSeq, a predicted model, not a curated record